AUGUACUUGGGGAUUACACCAAGUGUGACAUGCAACAACUUAAGCAGGACUGAAUUUUCCCUGAUCCUAGACAAGAACCCGCUGGUGGAGUCUGUGGAGGAGCUCCCCACUGGGCCAUCCUUUCUGUGCUACUGCAGUUUACUCUGUGGGAUUAUCAGAGGUGCCAUGGAAAUGGUUCCUUUGGCUGCUGAUGUUACAUUCUUGCAAGACACUAAAGGCGACCAUGUGACCGAAAUAGGAGUAACAUUUCUGGAAAAGCUAGAUGAGAAAAAAUACAGACAGAAAAAAUGA
This is a messenger RNA of Mustela erminea (ermine), 291 nucleotides long. RefSeq names its product trafficking protein particle complex 3 like (gene TRAPPC3L). Gene Ontology annotation, cellular component: cis-Golgi network membrane; TRAPP complex; cytosol. The record is from RefSeq and is a predicted model, not a curated record. Gene Ontology annotation, biological process: intra-Golgi vesicle-mediated transport; endoplasmic reticulum to Golgi vesicle-mediated transport. Lineage: Eukaryota; Metazoa; Chordata; Mammalia; Carnivora; Mustelidae.